Oncorhynchus gorbuscha (pink salmon) is the source of this 5441-nucleotide messenger RNA. RefSeq names its product transcription factor COE3-like. Bases 563 to 2353 code for a protein of 596 amino acids. The record is from RefSeq and is a predicted model, not a curated record. Gene Ontology annotation, molecular function: DNA-binding transcription factor activity, RNA polymerase II-specific; RNA polymerase II cis-regulatory region sequence-specific DNA binding. The transcript is spliced from 17 exons. Gene Ontology annotation, biological process: regulation of transcription by RNA polymerase II. NCBI's taxonomy places the organism in Eukaryota, Metazoa, Chordata, Actinopteri, Salmoniformes, Salmonidae.
GCGCUCCGCUGGGACAGAGGAAGCAUAAAGAGACGGGGAGGGAGGGAAUGAGAUUUCUUGCUACCCAAUCCCCCUUUUCCCCUGGGAGAGCAAGCCUUCCAUGGUCCGUCCCUCCCUCUUGUUUGGUAAUCAUUUCAUUUUACUCCUUUUUGAAGCAGUCGCUUGUUUUAUCCCACUUUUCAUUUCACAAUCCCGUGCGCGUAUGUUCGCCUUCUUCUGAUCAACUUCGGCAUCUCCCCUCUCUUUACUCACAACGAAAAGGUAUCCUAGAUCCCGGCUGAUUCUUCUCCUUCGAGAUGCUUAACUGUUCUAGCGCUCACCCUCUCUCCACCCUCUUUUAACUUGAGACCGGUUAAGCUUGAGCGAACUGAACUGGGGUUGGAAUUAAAAAAUAAAGCGGAAAAACCCAAAGGGAUACGACGCUCGUCUUUGGAUAAGGACCGCUAUAUCGCUUUCCCCCUUGUUGCACUUUGGGGAAGAUUCUUCCCUUUUCAGUUGCUCGUCGUUAAUCCAGGUGGCCUUGUGAGUUGGUUAAGAGAGAGAUUCCCAGAAGGUUACUUUCAUGUUCUCCAUCCAGGACAGCCUCCCGCGGGGAGCCUUGACCAUGAAAGAGGAACCGCUCACGAGUGGCAUGACACCCGUCCGCUCUUGGAUGCAGAGCGCGGGGAUAUUGGACGCGAACACAGCAGCACAAAGCGGUGUAGGUCUGGCCCGGGCUCACUAUGAAAAACAGCCCCCCUCGAACCUACGCAAAUCCAACUUCUUCCACUUCGUGUUGGCGCUGUACGACCGACAGGGCCAGCCCGUGGAGAUCGAGAGAACCUCUUACAUAGACUUUGUGGAGAAAGACAAAGAGUACAAUGGAGAGAAGACCAACAACGGCAUCCAUUACAGGCUACAGCUCCUGUACAGUAACGGCAUCAGGACAGAACAAGAUCUGUUUGUACGGCUAAUAGACUCCAUGACCAAACAGGCGAUCCUCUACGAGGGCCAGGACAAAAACCCCGAGAUGUGCCGUGUCCUUCUCACCCACGAGAUCAUGUGCAGUCGUUGUUGUGACAAGAAGAGCUGUGGAAACCGCAACGAGACGCCCUCCGACCCAGUCAUCAUUGACAGAUUCUUCCUGAAGUUCUUCCUCAAGUGCAAUCAGAAUUGUUUGAAAAAUGCAGGGAACCCACGAGACAUGAGAAGGUUUCAGGUGGUGGUCUCCACUACGGUGAACGUGGAUGGCCAUGUCCUUGCUGUCUCCGACAACAUGUUUGUCCACAACAACUCCAAACAUGGCAGGAGGGCCCGACGCCUGGACCCCUCUGAAGCAGCUACGCCCUGCAUCAAAGCCAUCAGCCCGAGUGAGGGGUGGACGACCGGGGGAGCCACUGUCAUCAUCAUCGGAGACAACUUCUUUGACGGACUGCAGGUGGUCUUCGGUACUAUGCUGGUCUGGAGUGAGCUAAUCACGCCCCACGCCAUCCGGGUCCAGACGCCCCCUCGCCACAUCCCAGGGGUCGUGGAGGUCACGCUCUCUUACAAAUCCAAGCAGUUCUGCAAAGGGGCACCAGGACGCUUUGUCUACACCGCCUUGAAUGAGCCCACCAUCGACUACGGCUUCCAGAGGCUACAGAAGGUCAUCCCCAGACACCCAGGAGAUCCCGAGAGGUUACCUAAGGAAGUGCUGUUAAAGCGAUCAGCAGACUUAGUAGAAGCCCUGUACGGAAUGCCCCACAAUAACCAGGAGAUCAUUCUGAAGCGGGCAGCUGACCUGACCGAGGCCCUGUACAGCGUCCCCCGCAGCCACAACCAGCUGCCUUCGCUUAGCGGCUCGGCCGCUCACUCCGGCAUGAUGGGAGUCAACUCCUUCAGCAGCCAGCUGGCCGUCAACAUCUCCGAGGCCUCGCAGGGGGACCAGGGUUACUCCCGUAACUCCAACAGCGUAUCGCCCCGUGGCUACGUCCCCAGCUCCACGCCCCAGCAGUCCAACUAUAACACCAUCACGUCCACCAUGAACGGCUACGGAGCGGGCAUGACCAACCUCGGGGUGCCAGGCUCACCCAGCUUCCUCAACGGCUCCGCCGCCAACUCCCCUUACGCAAGAUCUACCACCUCCCCCUCCUCCUCCUACUCCUCCUCCUCUUCCUCCAUCCCUCUGUUCUCCGGUGGACCCAUAGGCCCUUAUUCAUUCUCUCCUGUCCAUAUGAUCUCUGCAGUCAAACAGAAGAGCGCCUUCGCCCCUGUCGUGCGGCCACAGACCUCCCCGCCCCCCACCUGCACCACCACCAAUGGCAGCAGCCUACAGGGUUUUGCAGCAAAUCCAUAUGCAUAUCAUAAUUACCUCAACACACGGCUUUUCAUUUAAGAGGCCAUGGCAGGUCUAAUAGUCCCACCUAUGUGAAGAGGGCCUACUGCCAGAUUGACCACAUCUCCACUAGCUCACAGAAUCUCUACAGCAUCAGCUUAAAUCUCAUCAACCUCCAAAACAGGACCAUCAAGCCUCUUCACUCCUGGAAACAGAACAGCACAACAAAGAAAAUCCAAGUAACCGGAAAACCCGUAAAAUGACGCUAGAUUAUCUUUGUGUUGGUUCAGUAGUUGACUUCAUCGUCACUUUCUGUGUUUUGCAUUUUGGGACUUGUAAGCCAUUCCUUGCCCAACAGGUAGCAUUUCCACAUAGAUAUGUAUGAAGGGUUAACUAAUCUGAAAAUAUAGCAAUGUGAAUAACAAACUGUGGUUUUGAAAGGCAGGUAGUUACUCCUUGUCGUGUAAGCAUUGUCCGGCGUCCUACGAGGUUCAUUUGCAUGUCUGAAAAAGUAUUUUGACUGGAUCUUCUAAUGAACCUAGUUCGUUGUCAGUCAUAUAACCACUGUGAGCAGGUAGAGUCUAAAGGCCCACAGUUCAAAACGGUCAACUAUGGAAAAAGUGCAGAAGCCAUGAAUAUCCAACACUCUGUCAAUUGUCCGACUCAAAAUCGGUGGGAGUUUCAAUGAGAAUUCCCCACAAUGUCUAUAAAAGAAAAAUCAGCUUCAAAAAGACAACUGAUAUCUAAUGUCGUAGUCUUUUAGCAUUUUAAUUUGUGUACCAUAGCUUUUAAUAAUGUGCGUUUAUCAUAUCUGAAGGAAAAUGCAGUAAUUUUCUAAUCUAACGAAAGGGUUGGCAAACAUUCUGCCAAGGAGGAAAUAGCAAAUGUUGUACUAAACAGCCCAAGGUUUUGAGGUUAAAGGGUUUUAGAUGUCUACCAUUUUUGAAACAUAGUACAAUAGAUAUAUUUCCGGGUGUGUUGAUUGGUAGAUUUUAACCAGAAAUGCUUGCAGCAGUUUUAAUCACAUUUAGGUACCAGAUUUCUUGUUAUUCUUCUGAUUGUGCUUAUUUUGUAUGUAUUUAUAAAGUAUGUUUUGGGAUUCCUUUUGUGAUUUAGGCCUGAAUGAUAGUCUUAAAUAUAUAUGUAAACACAUUUGAUGUCUUAAUACCUUUUAGAUAUUGUAAAAAGAUUGAAAAAGGAGAGGAACAACCCUUUUGUAAAAACGAAAAAAGUCAAACAUGACAUGGUCACCCUGUCUUUCAAAGCAGGAUAUACGCCCCACCACUUUUGUAUAAAAAUGGUUUUCCGAUACUAUAUUUAACUUUUUUUUUGUAUACAGCAUUUGUGUUUUCGCCAGUUCUCCUUGUCCUUUGUGUAUUAAUGUGAAAUGUGUAUUAUCAUGGUUAUUUCUUAAUGCACUAUUUUAGUUGGGGCACUUACAAGAGCAAGGCAUCUUAGCAAGCAAGAACAAAAUACAAAAAAAGGAAAACAAUUACAGAAAAUGGAGAUUUAAAAAAAAAAAAUACAAAAGACAAAGGCUAGUACAAAUAUGCACCAAGAUGUUUUUUUUGUUGUUGUAGCCAUUCUUCGAUUCACAUUUUUGUCAGUGUGGCUAAAAUGGCAAGGUUGUUUUCAUGUGAAUUUCUCUUUUUCAAAAACUCUUCCAUCCUAAUCCUCCAUACUCCUUACUUAAAAUUUUAGGCGUAUCCAUUUUUUUUUCCGUUGGUUGGUUAGAAUUCAACUCCUUUCCCAUCUUAACUACGGACCCAAGCCUAUUCCUUGUGUUUUGGUGAUAAUGAAUGUAAUACACAUGCCUGAAUCAGCAGCAAGGUUGAAACUCAAGUACGCCCUCCAAUAACUGCUGUGGAGGGACCACUCAAGUGUAGGGUUCACCGAUCUCAAGGAACCUUCCAUUGAUGUCAGUGUUGUCGGUGGUGUUAUUGUCGUUGCACACAAAUCUGUAUCAUGUACUUAUGCAAUGUGUAUUUCCUGUAAAGCAAGCUAUCGCUCCACAUUUCAGUGGAAAUGGUUUUGAAACGCAAAAGAACACAAGACAUAAUUGAUGCCUUUACAAUAGAACACGCUCCAAUACAAUGCAUUUUCAUUGUUUUGAUACUCUUAAUUGAAGUGUGGUCUUAGAAUAUUUUUUUCUUCUUCUUCAAAAUGGAGUUAUGCUGUUGCAGAUUUAUUUAUUCCUUAUUUUACCAGGUGAGUUGACUGAGAAUACACUCUCAUUUACAGCAACGCCCGGGGGGAAAGUUACAAAACAUAGUAGAAAUAAAUAGAUGUCUAAGAAUUAGUUACAGUUGUCGUUCAUUUGAUGGUUUUGAAUAAUCAUUUGAGCUGCAGUGGAUGUAGUUUAAACUAGGAUAUGUUGAACGAUACAUCCUCCAAAUUUCCACAUAGCCUGUGUAACAUAAUGAUAGUGGGACAAUAGGUCACAAAAAAUCAAUGAUGCGCCUGAUUAAACCUUUGAUUUUAUGCUAAUUCUGUGCAGUGAUUGACAUAAAUCAGCUGUCAUCGGGUGGCAUCAACAUGUAGUCAUAAUGUGGGCUUGUGAAGAAAAGGAAAAAGGGAAAAUCUGUUGCACCACUUUGAAAGAGCCAUUUUUCAAUUACGAGAGUCAAGGCCAGCUCAUAUAGAAUGUCAUCUGAAUUCAAUAUUAUGGACUUCUAGACCCAUUUUCAAUGAAAACACACGUUUUCUCUUCGAGUUAAAUCUUGGCUGACUUCUCACAAUCCUCCCCUUCACCCCCAUGUAUCCAUUCCAUCCCUAUACUGACUUUUCAAAUAGCUUGCAACAUUUUUUUUUGUUUUGUUUGUUGUAGUUGUAGAAAGCUUGCUUUUUGCUGCCCUGGUUUUUCUGCAGAGGUUUUUUAAAUUGCAAAGUGUACUUUCUCAAUGUUUUAUUCAAUAUGAAAAGGGGAGAGGUACUGCAUCUUUGUCAAAUAUGAAAUGUACCAUCAAAGUAUACUCUAUCAAAGCACAAUGUUUAAUUAAUGUCUCUAAAAUACAAAAGGGGGGUAUCCCCCCCCCGCUUUUCCUUUUCUGUCUUUGACCAUGCUGUAAAUAGAUGCAUGUUUUUUUUUCUGUGAUCCAGUGCUUUUUGUACAGAAACAGACUAAUAAAGAAUACAUUUGGCUUGAAAA